Chrysochloris asiatica (Cape golden mole) is the source of this 3584-nucleotide messenger RNA. RefSeq names its product trafficking protein particle complex 9 (gene TRAPPC9). The record is from RefSeq and is a predicted model, not a curated record. The coding region runs from base 120 to 3569 and encodes 1149 amino acids. The transcript has 23 exons. Gene Ontology annotation, cellular component: trans-Golgi network. Lineage: Eukaryota; Metazoa; Chordata; Mammalia; Afrosoricida; Chrysochloridae.
UCGGCCGCUGGUCGGAACCCGCAGAGCAGAGUCGGGAAGUGACUGCCGAAACUGCUCACCCGCUGCCCGCCAGCCUGUUGGCUUCUGCUCCGGCCCGGCUGCCGGCUGUGGGUUCCAGGAUGAGCGUCCCCGAUUACAUGCAGUGCGCCCAGGACCAUCAGACCCUCCUCGUUGUGGUCCAGCCGGUCGGGAUUGUCUCUGAAGAAAACUUCUUCCGGAUCUACAAGAGGAUCUCUUCUGUGAACCAGACCAGCGUGCGGGACUCACAGCGAGUACUCUACAUCCGCUACCGGCACCACUACCCGCCCGACAACAAUGAGUGGGGUGACUUCCAGACGCACCGCAAGGUCGUGGGCCUCAUCACCAUCACUGACUGCACCUCCGCCAAGGACUGGCCGCAGACCUUCGAGAAGUUCCAUGUGCAGAAGGAGAUCUACAGCUCCACCCUGUACGACUCCCGGCUCUUCGUCUUCGGGCUGCAGGGGGAGCUGACGGAGCAGCCGCGCACCGAUGUGGCCUUCUACCCCAACUACGAUGACUGCGAGACUGUUGAGAAGCGCAUCGAGGACUUCAUCGAAUCACUCUUCAUUGUGCUUGAAUCCAAGCGUCUGGAUAGAGCCACAGACAAGUCUGGGGACAAGAUCCCCCUCCUCUGUGUCCCAUUUGAGAAGAAGGACUUUGUGGGAUUGGACACAGAUAGUAGACAUUACAAGAAGCGAUGCCAAGGCCGCAUGCGCAAGCAUGUGGGGGACUUGUGCCUCCAGGCCGGGAUGCUGCAGGACUCGCUGGUGCACUAUCACAUGUCGGUGGAGCUUCUCCGCUCCGUCAAUGACUUCCUGUGGCUCGGAGCUGCCCUGGAAGGCCUCUGCUCCGCCUCUGUCAUCUCUCACUACCCCGGUGGUGGGACUGGGGCGAAGACAGCGGGGCGAAGGCUGCCCGGGAGCUCACUUCCUGCUGAGGUAGCCAACAGACACCGGCCAGGGGCACAAGAAGUUCUCAUUGACCCAGGUGCCCUCACCACCAACGGCAUAAAUCCCGAUACCAGUGCUGAGAUUGGACGGGCCAAGAACUGUCUCAGCCCUGAAGAUAUAAUUGACAAAUACAAAGAGGCCAUUUCCUAUUACAGCAAGUAUAAGAACGCUGGCGUAAUUGAGUUAGAAGCUUGUGUCAAAGCGGUACGUGUCCUGGCAAUUCAGAAGCGGAGCAUGGAAGCAUCGGAAUUCCUUCAGAACGCAGUAUACAUUAACCUCCGACAGUUGUCCGAGGAGGAGAAGAUCCAGCGGUACAGCAUCCUCUCGGAGCUCUACGAACUCAUUGGCUUUCACCGCAAGUCGGCCUUCUUCAAACGUGUGGCCGCCAUGCAGUGCGUGGUUCCCAGCAUCGCCGAGCCGGGCUGGAGGGCCUGCUACAAGCUCCUCCUGGAGACACUGCCCGGCUACUGCCUGUCGCUGGACCCCAAAGACUUCAACAAAGGCACGCACAGAGGCUGGGCCGCUGUGCAGAUGCGGCUGCUGCACGAGCUCGUCUACGCUUCCAGGAGAAUGGGGAACCCGGCCCUGUCUGUCAGGCACCUGUCCUUCCUCUUGCAGACCAUGCUGGACUUCCUGUCUGAUCAGGAGAAGAAAGAUGUGACUCAAAGCCUGGAGAACUAUACGUCCAAGUGUCCCGGGACCAUGGACCCCAUCACGCUUCCAGAUGGCCUUACGCUGCCCCCCGUCCCCUUCACCAAGCUGCCCAUUGUCAGGCACGUGAAACUCUUGAACCUUCCUGCCAGCCUCCGGCCACAGAAAAUGAAAAGCUUGCUGGGCCAGAAUGUGUCAACCAAGAGCCCCUUCAUCUACUCACCGAUCAUCCCACACAACCGGGGAGAGGAAAGGAACAAGAAAAUAGGUUUCCAGUGGGUUCAGGGCGACGUCUGUGAAGUCCAGCUGAUGGUGUCCAACCCCAUGCCAUUUGAGCUCCGUGUCGAAAACAUGGGGCUCCUCACCAGCGGAGUGGAGUUCGAGUCUCUUCCUGCAGCGCUUUCCCUCCCAGCCGAGUCUGGCCGUUACCCAGUGACGCUUGUUGGGGUCCCGCAGACCACAGGGACAAUCACCAUCCAUGGGUACCACACCACGGUCUUCGGUGUCUUCAGUGACUGUCUGCUGGAAAGCCUCCCGGGCGUGAAGACCAGCGGCUCCACAGUCGAAGUCGUUCCUGCCCUGCCCAGACUGCAGAUCAGCACGUCUCUACCCAGAUCUGCACGGUCGUUGCAGCCGUCCUGUGACGACGAUGUGGCCACGAAUGUGUCGGUUCAGCUCUACAAUGGAGAGAGGUGGCAGCUUAUCGUCAAGUUGGAAAAUAUCGGGAAGGAGCCUUUGGAGAAACUGGAGGUCACCUCAAAAAUUCUCACCACCAAAGAAAAAUUAUAUGGUGACUUCUUGAGCUGGAGGAUGGAAGACACCCUGGCCCAGUUUCCUCUACAGCCUGGGAAGACCGCCACCUUCACCGUCAACAUCAAAGUGAAGCUGGAUUUCUCCUGCCAGGACAACCUCAUGCAGGAGCUCAGCGAUGAUGGAAUCAGCGUCAGUGGUUUUCCGCUGUCCAGUCCCUUCCGGCAGGUCGUUAGGCCCCGAGCAGACAGCAAGCCUGCCAACCCACCUGAGGGCAGCAAACCCGGCGAUUUCAGCCACAUGAAGACUCUGGAAGCAGUCCUAAAUUUCAAAUACUCCGGAGGCCCAGGCCACGUGGAAGGCUAUUACCGGACCCUCUCCCUGGGCCUGCAUGUAGAAGUUGAGCCGUCUGUGUUUUUCACACGCGUCAGCGCUCUCCCGGCAAGCAGCACCCGGCAGUGCCACCUGCUCCUGGAUGUCUUCAACUCGACAGAGCACGAGCUGACCAUCAGCGCCAGGAGCAACGAGGAGCUCAUCCUGCAUGCGGGCGAGUGCCAGCGGAUGGCCAUCCAAGUGGACAAAUUCAACUUCGAGAGUCUCCCAGAAUCCCCUGGGGAGAAGGGCCAAUUUGCAAACCCCAGACAGCUGGAGGAAGAGAGGCAGGAAGCCCGCGGCCUGGAGAUCAGCAGCAAGCUGGACAUCCGAUGGACGAUCCCGUCCCUGAAGCGCCGAGGAGAGGCCAGCGUGGAAGGCCUGCUGAACCAGCUUGUCCUGGAGCACCUGCAGCUGGCCCCCCUGCAGUGGGAUGUGCUGGUGGACGGACAGCCGUGUGACCGUGAAGCAGCCACGGCCUGCAGUGUGGGCGACCCCGUGCGCCUGGAGGUGCGACUGACCAACCGGAGCCCGCGCAGCGUGGGGCCCUUCGCCCUCACCGUGGUCCCGUAUCAGGACCACCAGAAUGGCGUACACAAUUACGACCUGCGCGACGCAGUCUCCUUCGUGGGCUCCAGCACCUUCCACCUGGAGGCGGUGCAGCCAUCGGGCCAGUCGGCCUGCCUCGGGGCCCUGCUGUUCCUACACACAGGCGACUUCUUCCUGCACAUCCGCUUCCACGAGGACGGCACCAGCAAGGAGCUGCCGCCAUCUUGGUUCUGCCUGCCCAGCGUGCACCUAAGCGCCCUGGAGGCGCGAGCCUGAGCCACCCCACCCGCC